AUGAAGAACCCAUUCUGCUCCGAACGGCUACACUACCGCGCCAUCCGCGACACGCCCGAAGACGAAGCAUUCGUGCAUUCGGUCCAGAAUGACCCCGAAGCGUACGGCCUAUCCAACAUGACGCUGCUGCGGCCCGAAACCACGAGAGCGAGCGGCGAGUGGAAGAAGUACCUGGCGGAAAAAUGCCUGAUUGCCGUCAUCAUCUGCAUCGCGCCGCCGCUGCCGGCAACCGCCGCCGAGGAGAAAGCGGCGGUGCCGAUAGGCAUCAUUUCGCUCACGAAUCCGCAGGUAGGCCAUGAGCAUCACCGCAACAGCAACAUCGGCGUCGACAUCCUCGCGGCGCACAGGGGCAAGGGGUACGGCGGCGAGGCUAUCCAGUGGAUCGUUGAUUGGGGGUUCCAGUACGCAGGGCUGCACCGCAUCGGGCUCGAGUGUUUUUCCUACAACGAAGGCGCUGCGAGGCUGUACGAGCGGCUGGGGUUUGUGGCUGAGGGGCGCAAGAGGGAGACGGUUUGGUUCGACGGCGCGUGGCAUGACAUGCUGCAGUUUUCGAUGCUGGAGCAGGAAUGGAAGGAGAAACAGCGGGAGGCUGGGAGGUAG
Molecule: messenger RNA, 600 nt
Organism: Lasiodiplodia theobromae
Lineage: Eukaryota; Fungi; Ascomycota; Dothideomycetes; Botryosphaeriales; Botryosphaeriaceae
Product: GNAT family protein
Exons: 1
Coding region: 1-600 (199 amino acids)
Molecular function (GO): acyltransferase activity, transferring groups other than amino-acyl groups
Source: RefSeq, a predicted model, not a curated record